UCACGCGGCUUCUCCUACAUGUAUUCCUCGCCCAUCAAAUGUCUUGGCUGUAUAAAAGUCGACUGAGUUUGAGAGAAGCUUUACAGUUCCUUAGCAACUGGCAUCAAUAACAUUUCCUCUUCUUCUUCCUCACCAUCACCAUGCACUCGAAAAUCGUUUUUCUUUUGGCUUUGUGGGCUGUGGUGGCAUCUUCUAUGCCGAUGAAUUCUGUCGAUGAAGUUGUUCCCGAUCAAGAUGCUGAGGAACAGUUCCUGUACUCUUACGGGUACGGUUAUCCCGGCUUCGCCUAUCCAUCAGUUCCUUUGGCCGCCACCUACCCUGCCGCCAUUAGUACGGAUAAAGUUCCAGCUUCAACGGCCAAGCUGAUCACCCAGCCGGCUUACGCCUAUGCCUAUCCCGGCUAUUAUCCUUACGCAGGAUAUCCGCAUCCCGGUGGUUUUGGUUACGCUUACGGUUACCCCAUCAAAGCCUAAAUGAAACGAUACUCAGCAGCAUCACCUUUCUAUUUUUAUUAUUAUUAUUAUUUUAUUUUAUAUUCCCUUCUCCCCCCCCCCCCACCUACCCUCCAGCACGAUGUUAUAGCAACUGCCCUGACAUAAGCUCGUUAAUAAUCUAUAUACCUUUAUUUUCUUUUUUUUUUUUAAUUUGAUUAAUUGUUGGUUUUUUUAAAUUUUAAUCUCAUUAUUAUUGGCCGGGAACGGGUUUCUUGGUUUCAGUUUUUCUAUGUUACCCACCUGAUUUUAAAAGAAGUAGUUUUCAGCGGAUCAUUAUUGUGUAACAGCAAUAAAUUUCAUUAAUGGAAUUAAUGAUCAGCUUUUUUUUUGGCUUACAUUAACUUCUCUAUCGCCGAUUUCUAGUAAUUGAUUUACUGAUGAUGUUAUUGUGUUUUGCAUGCUUUUUAAAAAUGGUUACUUACAGUGCCUUCGGGGUGAAUCCUGAUUCCCAAGUUAUUUUGUGGUGAUAUUCACAGUUGGACGUAAUACUCAAUAAUGCAAAUAACAUUUAAAAUUUUUAAUUUUUCACCCAAUGAAUUAACGACUAACAAUCUCCUUUUCAAUCUCUAGUGCAUGAGAAACAUCAAUUUUAACCGAUAGUUUGUUUCACUCAAUAACCGAGGGCGUGGUUUAUCGGCAGUUUAAUCAAUUGAAAUUCGUUCCUCGAUUUCACGUUGUCGACGCUAUGUAAAACGCUGGCUGCGUGUCAAUUUAUAUGCAUGUAUUACGCUGUUGAAUAAAUUAUUCUCACGCGCAGUA
Molecule: messenger RNA, 1253 nt
Organism: Daphnia pulicaria
Lineage: Eukaryota; Metazoa; Arthropoda; Branchiopoda; Diplostraca; Daphniidae
Exons: 3
Coding region: 141-473 (110 amino acids)
Source: RefSeq, a predicted model, not a curated record